Symbiodinium natans is the source of this 819-nucleotide messenger RNA. NCBI's taxonomy places the organism in Eukaryota, Dinophyceae, Suessiales, Symbiodiniaceae. The record is from the annotation of a GenBank genome assembly.
AUGGGAAACGUUGUCCUGAAAGGGAAGAAACACACAGAAGUAUCUAGACCCCUCGUGGGCACGUUUGCGCAGAGACCACCCGAGCUUGUCGGAGAGGACAUCGUUUUUCCGUGGAAGGCGAAGCUGUGGUGCCCGAAGGACGGAUCCGGAUCUGUGCACGGCUACUCCCUCCAAGAGGUGCGCGAGCUCAUCGAGAACUACCAGGGGCGCGAACUUCGACUUCCAGGAGGGCCAGCUGCAUAUGCUGCGGCUCAAGAAAUCGUGCGUAAGUCGGUGCAGAAGUGGAGGGUGCCUGCCACGACCUGCAUCAACCAUGUCGCAGCUGAGUUGUGCGAGCUCAUCGAAAACACUGUGGCUGCUCAUGCACGCGGCUAUCCGCGGCUCGAGAAGGAACUUCGGACUGCAUUGCUGAGUGAGGCUACGAGGGCCACUGAGGAGUGCCAUCGUGCCAAGGAGAAGCUCCUGAAACAGGAGCUGUCUGAGGAUCUGUUCACCCAGAACGAACACUACCUGACCGACAGUUUUGACAAAAUGCAAGGCAUGCUGAAGCAAGAGCUGGGCUACACCGUCGACUGGACAAAAUUGGACGACAAAGAGAAGAACGACCUUCGUGGUUUGCUGGCGAAGAGUGGCAUCAAGAACCCCCAACAGCUCGCUGAACCCAGCGAGGACGAUGAUGCCAUCUGGUGCAUGUCUUCCUCUUUGGCAUACCACAAGGCGCAUGACUUGAUGUUGCUUCUUGUCCGUGGACCACCUAGGACCCGGAGUAGGCCCUCGUGUCCUUUUUUUAGGGUUGGGGUUCCCUUACAACCCCCUUAA